CUACUUCCUGUCUUCAGUUCUGUAACUGAUCGUCGUGGGUGAAGAUGCGUUGGUUGCCUCUCUCGGUGAUAAUAAUAUGGGCCUGUACUCUUUACAGCGCCUCUGCGGAUAUCAAUGGCGUAAAGAAGAUGAAGAUGCAUUUUGCCGCCGGUCCACUUCUUAAAUUCCAGAUUUGUAUCUCCUGAGGGUACAAGCGGGUGUUUGAGGAGUACACGCAGGUUUUGUACCAGCGGUACCCAGACAUCCGCAUAGAAGGAGAGAACUACCUUCCAAUGCCUCUCUACAGGCACUUUGCUUCCUUUCUGUCUAUGUUUAAGCUGGUGUUAAUCGGAGUGGUCAUUUUGGGGAAGGAUCCAUUUGCUCUAUUUGGCAUGCAGGCUCCAGGCAUCUGGGUUUGGAGUCAGGAGAAUAAGAUAUAUGCCUGUAUGAUGGUGUUCUUCUUCAGCAAUAUGAUUGAAAAUCAGUGUAUGUCUACGGGUGCUUUUGAAAUCACGCUCAAUGAUGUUCCAGUUUGGUCCAAGCUGGAGUCCGGGCACCUGCCUUCCAUGCAGCAACUAGUUCAAAUCCUGGAGAAUGAGAUGAAGAUGAACGUCCACAUGGACACACUUCCACACCCUCGUUUGUAACCUUGCCUCUGAUUCACUGCAUGGAGCCUAGGACCCCUCCACUUUUGUGGUGAAGCUCUCCUACGGUUGUGAGGUGACGUUUAUGACGGUUUGCGCUGAAAGUAGAUCCUCUGCUAGCGCACACCCGAUGCUCCGCGUCGUCCUCAUCGAGCCUCUCGGAGAUGCACCUCCUACAGACGCUGGUGCGGGAUUCAUGGCAACAACAGUGGCCAUAUAGAUAUGACUAGCCCAUCUCUUGUGCAAUAACUAUUUGGUUCAGGAUAUAUGCUCACAAGGAAUAUGUAAUAAAUAUUUUCUAUUUGAGUUCAGUUAGCUCAGUCAACUAAAUUUACUAUGGCAUAUUUUCCUUUCUUUUGAUUCUACUGUAUAGCUAAACCCUGGUCUUUGUUUUAUGUAAUUAAUAAAUAGAUAUGAGAAGCUAACUUAUACACCCAUCCCUCAUCAUGAUAAUUUAACUUUUAAGUGACAUUAAUUAUAUUUCUGAGCCCUGGUUUUUUUAUAUUGCUUUGUAUAGCUUAAAAUGUUUAGAAAAUUGAAAAUAAAAUGGAAUUAACAGAA
Molecule: messenger RNA, 1184 nt
Organism: Rhinichthys klamathensis goyatoka
Lineage: Eukaryota; Metazoa; Chordata; Actinopteri; Cypriniformes; Leuciscidae
Gene: selenot1a
Product: selenoprotein T, 1a
Exons: 6
Biological process (GO): cell redox homeostasis
Cellular component (GO): endoplasmic reticulum membrane
Molecular function (GO): thioredoxin-disulfide reductase (NADPH) activity
Source: RefSeq, a predicted model, not a curated record